Messenger RNA from Monascus purpureus, 1405 nucleotides. The record is from the annotation of a GenBank genome assembly. Lineage: Eukaryota; Fungi; Ascomycota; Eurotiomycetes; Eurotiales; Aspergillaceae.
GGCCCAUCUGGCUGCUACGUUUUCUCUUCAAUCUUUUUCAACAACCUUCCCCUGCCACUUCCUAAGCUUCUCGAGACGCCAGACACGAAUAAAUAUCCCAAUACAUCUCUUAGACAUUCCAGACUUUUAUACUAAAUUCCUUCCACUUCUACAUCCACACUUCAAAUUCACACACGCGGAUCACAUUGCAAGAGUAAGGACAUACUAGACAUUGAAACCCGACACAAGCCCUUCUAACAGUAUUUCAGUGUUGGAAGCACGGCUAGAACAAGCAAGUCUUCUCAAGCGGGUCGUUGAUGCCAUCAAGGAUCUCGUCCAGGACUGCAACUUCGACUGCAAUGACACUGGCAUCGCUCUUCAGGCUAUGGACAAUUCCCACGUGGCCCUGGUCUCCAUGAUCCUCAAGGCCGAGGGCUUCUCUCCUUACCGCUGUGACCGCAACAUUGCUCUUGGUAUCAAUCUAGUCUCCUUGACCAAGGUGCUACGAGCUGCUCAGCCUGAAGAUAUCCUGACGCUCAGGGCGGAAGACUCUCCUGAUUCCGUCAACUUGAUGUUCGAGAGCAAGGAGACUGACCGUUUAAGCGAAUAUGACAUCAAACUUAUGGACAUCGACCAAGACCACUUGGCCAUCCCGGAGACAGAAUAUAGCGCAACUGUUGACAUGCCGUCGGCGGAAUUCCAGCGUAUUUGCAGAGAUCUCAAUGCACUUUCCGAGUCAGUCACUAUCGAGGCCACCAAGGAAGGAGUUAAAUUCUCAUGCCAAGGCGACAUCGGCUCUGGCUCAGUCACUGUUCGCCCAUACACCAACGUUGAGAAGCCCGAACGGAAUGUUUCCGUUUCUCUCUCUGAACCUGUCGCCCUCACUUUCUCCCUCAAGUAUCUCGUGAACUUCUGCAAGGCUACAAAUCUAUCUGACCAGGUGAAGAUCUGUCUGUCCCAAGAGGUGCCUCUGCUCGUCGAGUACGGCUUGGGAAGUGGCCAUUUGAGGUUCUAUCUUGCUCCAAAGAUCGGAGACGAGGAGUAAGCUUCGAAAGGAAUCAGACGAUAAAACGUACGAAACACCGACGAAAAUGGCAUCUAGGGGAAUAAAAAGGACAUUUACGAGGAAUCACAUGGGAUGUUUUCAGAAGCCUCAAAUUUCAUAUCUAUUAAUUAGGAGUUUCAAACUCUGAUCCAGUCAACUGCAUGGAAUAGCCUGUUAAGGGAGACCUAAGGGGUAGGAGGAGCUCUUGUGGAGUUGUUGAAGAAUUUUCGACCACAAUAGUGAAGUUUUAGAUAUACCUGCUAGCGUGUGUACUGCUUUAUUUUGUUUUUCUUUUCAAGGUCAGUCGAAUGCAAGUCAUCUAGACGAAAUUUCUAUGCAUGUGGAUGUCUACACUCCCAGCAGAUUCUGUUUGAAAAAGUU